Molecule: messenger RNA, 3110 nt
Organism: Amoebophrya sp. A120
Lineage: Eukaryota; Dinophyceae; Syndiniales; Amoebophryaceae
Source: the annotation of a GenBank genome assembly
CAUAGCCGAGGUUUUUGAUAUAUUACGAUCCCCGACCAACAUCUACGCUUUAAGUUUCUGUGGGAAGCCAAUACUAGACAAACGUAAGUACUAGUACUUAAGGGAACAUCACACGGGUCGUAUCUACUCACUGUUACAGACUCUCACGAAGAUCACGAAGGAACUUCUUUACUUCUUUUUGUCGAAUGCGUGCGUUUGCAAAUACAUAAUAUCGUAGCAAAACCAUCAUGCGGACGUUUCAUCUUCCCGCAGCGCUGGGGGAACGGCAGUUCCUGGCGGCUCCUGGCGCUCGAAGAACAAGUGCUAGCCCGCGGCGUCCUCCAAGCAGCUUGUUUGCACAGCUCACUUUCGCUCUAUUUCUCCUGCCUGGAAGCUUGGUUCUUCCGCAAGCCCGCGGCCGCACGCAAACGAUUUUGAAGUGGAAGCAGCUGCUGCGGGGACGGUGUUUGGACGGGUCAGCGUCGGGCUACUACGUAGAACAGGAGCCGGACCCCGUGCUACUCAAGCAAAAGCUGGAAAACGGCGUCUUGAUCGACUUCCAAGGCGGAGGCUGGUGCUACGGGGACACGAGAGAAGCGACGAUCGCAGACUGUCAGAAAAGAGCAAAAACACGGUUGGAUUUUUUAAGACAUAGUUCUGUUUUAUUUGCCAUUCUGAAGAGUUUGUCUCGAACUCGAUUCAUCGUUAAUUGUGCACAAACGUGUUUCUUUCGAAAUCAAUUUACGACCUCAAAGUGUUGUCGCUGAGUGCAGCCUUGCACUUCUGUCGCAUCACAGAUUCGCAUAAAAUUAAAACGUGGUCGACUUGAAAUAUAUCACUCCAGGCUCGGUUCCUCGUCGACGUACCCGAAAAAAAUGUACCGGCCCGCGUGGCGAGAUCGCAUGGCAGCGCCGUUUCUGCACAUCUUCGUUCCUUACUGCGACGGUACAAGCUUUUCUGGCAACGCUGUCGUCGCCGGAUUGCACUUCGAAGGCGCCACCAUUCUCCGCGAACUGAUGAAGUCAAUCUCGGUGGUAUCUAUAGAUACUUCUAGGUGCCUUUAUUCUAUCUAUCUUCGAGUUGUAUCGUGCUCUUUUUCUCUCGGAAAAAAGAAAGAGCUUCUGUUGCGUUGUACUUCUGUAUGAUAGAAGAAAAUAAACCUGAGCGUCGCUUUAGAAACAUCAUAAACUAUUUCCAGAUGCUUUUUUCCGCGGCGACGGAUCCUUUCUACAUUGGUCCGCACGGCCGGAUCAUCUUGACCGGCGGGUCUGCGGGCGCCAGCGCGGUCUUCUACCACGCAGACACCAUGGCGCACUGGUUUAAAGAAGUCGCGUAUUGUGAGAAAAAAUCCCCCCUCCCCAUAUCGAAAACGGAAUUUGUGUUGCUGUAUUUGAGUACACAAAUCGACUUGUAUUGAUACAGGGCCACGAGACGCAGUUGCUCCCUCGUUUGUAGGCAAUUUGUCAUGCUGUUUCCCGUUUCCAGUGAGUUGCUUCCUGUCAUGCUGAAGACGCUAGGCUUUCCUACGCCAGCGAGGACUACAGAACGCAUCUCUUCCCUUCUAGCAUGAAAAAAGGAUUUGUGGUCACGAAUCAUGCUACACAAAUCUACGGUUUGGUAUGGGGAGGGGGGAUUUUUCCUUUUGAUAUCGCGAAGUCGGUCACCAAAAACUACGAAGAGAAGCCGCGACUGCACGUCCUGGCGGCGCCGAACGCGGGGUAUUUCUAUCAAAGGGAAAAAAGCCUCCACCCCAUAACGGAAACGGAAGAUGCGCGAAUUUGUGAUGCUGUAUUUGAGUACACAAGUCAACUUGUAUUGCUAGAAGGCCAAGAGACGAAGCUGAGGACUAAAUUGUAGGUAAUCUGUCAUGUUGUUUCCCACUUCCAGUUGCCUCCUGUCAUCCUGGAGCUGCAAGGCUUUUCCACGCUAGACAGCACUACAGUCCGCAUCUUUUGCCUUCUAGCAUCACAAAGCUGAUUUGUGACCACAAAUCUGCAUCACAGAUUUCCGUUUUGAUAUGGGGAGGGGGCAUUUUUCAUUGUAAUAAUUUCCUGAAGAUGAACACCACCGAGGGGAGCCGCGACUUGUGGGGCAAGCAGAUGACCGAGCUGUUCCGGUUGUCGAAUGGGUACAAAAGCUUGAACGAGAAGUGUCUGACGAAAUUCAACAAAAACCCGGAUAAGUGCCUGUACGAAGAGAACUACGGGGAGAUGCUGCAGACGCAGUUUUUGAUUCUGCAGUCGAAAUACGACUACUCUGAGAUCACUGCCACGCUGGAUAUCCACUGCGAUCUGAACAAGUUGUGUGAAGAUAAGGAGGAAGGAGAACAAGAAGGCGAUACUAGCAAAACAACUAUCGACGCGGCCAAGAAUGCUGAAAAGGAGAAGCAAAAAUCCGAGGCAAACGUAAAAGCAGACAUCAAAGAAGAUGCAGUCCGAGUGGAGAAGCGAAAAACGGAGGCGGAUGAGAAUGCCGUUGUUCCAUCCAGAAGUCCUGCUUCUUCUAAAGAUCUCCAAAGCCAAAACUGCUGCACGAAAACGCAGCUCCAGGCUGUAAAGGACAUGUGGGCGGAGCACUGGCGGAGGGGAGAAAAAAUGUUCAAGCGGAACAACUACUUUUUGCUCGACUGCGUCGUCCACGGCGUGUUUGGGUUGGCGGAAAACAACCGGCAAACGAACAUCAACGGCGUCACCGCGGAGCAGGCCUUGUACAAGUUCGCGGUCUAUGAACUGCAAAUAUGUCUGGGCCUGGAAGGGCUUGUUAUGCACAUUUUGCAUGAUCCAUGAUGUCUGUGAAAUAUGCGCUAGCAUCACAGAUUUUGUGAGGGCUUCCUGAUGCCUAUACCGCAUGACAAAUGCCCUCUCUGCGUAACAAAAACUGGACGCCUCUUGCGGCUUUCGCAAUACAGAUUUUCCUAGAAUCCAAAGACAGACAUUUUUGCAGUGCAUACGGUGAAGGGCGAGCGCGUCAUGCUUUUCGACCACCGGAGCUGGGAAUUGGGUGCCAAGGAUAAGUACUGCGCACGGGCCGAAGAGGUUACCGAAUUAUACGGGGAGCAAGUACUAGGCAUGAUUCCAGAGGACUUCGGAGAGGAGGUCACGGAAGGCAACGGGCCGGAGAUAUUUGUGUGA